Molecule: messenger RNA, 4735 nt
Organism: Chelmon rostratus (copperband butterflyfish)
Lineage: Eukaryota; Metazoa; Chordata; Actinopteri; Chaetodontiformes; Chaetodontidae
Gene: ahdc1
Product: AT hook, DNA binding motif, containing 1
Exons: 4
Coding region: 1-4674 (1557 amino acids)
Source: RefSeq, a predicted model, not a curated record
AUGAGUGGCUUAUCAGAUCACUUACAUUCAGGCCAAACUGGUGCUCCAGUGGGCUGUGGUGGGACUCAGACAGAGGGUAAAGCGUGUGUCGGGGGGCUGGAGGGGCUGUCAGGGCCUGAGCUCUGGACCAGGGAGCUCGGGCUCCAGGAGGGGUCCCAGGAUCCCUCUAACGAUGGACUGGCACCGGUGACUUCCGACCGCUUUUCCUCCUCCUCUCCUUCUGCCCUGGCCAACGGUCUUCAUCUACAGAGAAGGCUGGGGCACGGUACCUGCCGACGGAGGCAGACGGAGAUUCAUACUACUGCUGAGACGCAUACAUUUGCGGACACACUUAGAAACAUGCAAACGCACAUAGACCCAGACGAACAUGCACAGGCUGUUUCACACACACACAUGGAUGAUUGUGGACACAUGGAUAUCAACGCACAUACAGGCUCUGUUGCGCCAGAACGCUCCAGAACUCUCACACCACCAGAGGCCAUUCACACAACCUCACCUCAACCCCUGUCUUUGGCACUUGGCAAUCAUCCUGCCUCCACCAAUCAGCUGGCAGGCCCAGUCCUUACCGCAGAGACAGAAAUGCCCUCAACCUUUUGUCCAGUCCCUAUUGGUCCAAACCCAAACGCAGGCUCCUCUUCUCUUCCUGUUGAGGCAGAGAAGAAGUAUGAACUCCGCAGCUCCGGACGUCCCCGCUUCCCCUGUCACCUGCGCAAGUCCUCCCGCCUCCGUCGCAGCAUAGAGGAUGGGGAGAAGAGAGCAGGGAGGGAAAGGGGAGGAGAGGAGGAGGAAGAAGUACUGGAGAAGAUCUGGAGGGUUAAAGAAGAGGAAGUGGCUGUUGCUGACAAAGAAGAGCAUGUGUCCGUGGAGGCUGUUCUCCCCACAGCUCCUUGCCCUACAGACAUUGCUCUUGCUCUAACUGUACCCAAACCUGUUCCUAAAGCUAUACCUAAACCUGGGCCCAGAAUUGGGCAUAGACCUGGACCUAAAUCCAGGUCUAGGCCUGCCCCUAAAUCUGUCCAAAAAGCAGCUCCUAAAAGUGUCAUGAAAAAGCGCCAGGCAGCCCAGUCCGUGGCUCAUCGCGCUACCUCUCAUCUCCCUUUUGUAAACACAUCCCCCAUCCCUGCACCUCUGCUAACUGUGAAGGAGGGACCUAUUGCAGAGUUGGGGGUGACUUCUGCCAACAACCGGAGACGUGGGCGAUUUGUCGGCGUGAGGAAGAUUGUUGUCAAGGUGGCUCGCAUUCCCAUCAGCCUUAGCCGCAGACAGAAGAGCUACAAGAUUUCCAAUUUGGAGACAGUUACAGGGCCAGAGAAAGGCCAUGAUGGCGGGUUGGAGGGCUCAGAGGUAGCUCGAGAGCCGACCGCACUGCUCCGCAUGAAGAACAAUGGGAAGAGUGUUAUGGUAAUGUUCCCUCCUGGAGAACUGCCUGUUAUUUUGAAGCGCAGGCGGGGACGACCACCUAAACAGUCUCUGCCAGGAAUACCGGGAGAGCCUCAGAAUGCGGGGAAUGGUGGUAAUGGAGACCAGCCCAAGAAGCCCCAGAGGCGGCGUCGGACUAAACUCCCAUCCCCUUAUCCAUCCUAUGUUAAUGAUACUAAUGAUGUGAAAACAGAGUAUGGGGAUGUUCUUUCCAAACUGGCCUUUUUAAACCGCCAGCCCCCUGCCACUGGCCGUUGCUCUCCCCCUCGCUGCUGGACACCCAGUGAGCCAGAAAGCUUUCACACGCCCUUGGAAAACCCUGGAAUAUCCACCUUGCUCCACCGGCUCACUGGGUAUAGACGCCCCCGAGGUGGCAGAGGAGGGGGCACUGGAAGAGGUGGAGGAGCAGCAGGGGGGAUUGGGGGCAGUGAGCGCAAUAAGAGCACUUUCAGUGACUUCUUUGAAUCCAUUGGCAAGAAGCGGAAACCAAGCCCCAUUUCUGAGCAUGGAUUACCUAGGAAAAGGGGAAAGGGUGUAGGUGGGGUUGGUAGGGGAGGGGGUGUCGUAGGAACUGAGCCUGGAGGUGAGAAAAUAGUCAGGAGGAGACGCGUGAGAAAGAAUGGUGCAUUUAAAGGGGAGGGGGUGUCCACAGGGCAGGACUGGCCCAAUGGGGCAGGUGGUUGGGGUGAGGAGGGGGGUAUGGACAAGGAGAGGGGUUUGGGUGGGUAUCAGCUCUGUGGAUCUCCAAGGGGGGGCUUCUCCUCCUGUGAGGUUGGAAGGGGAGGUGCUUACAGCAGUCCAGGAGGAAGUAGAGGGGUUGGGCCAGCUGGGGAGGACUCACAAGGCCUGUUUGCUGGAUAUUUCCGGUCACUCCUCGACUCAGAUGAUUCAUCAGACCUGUUAGACAUCUCCUCCUCGCAGUCAGACCCCCGCAAAGCUUCAUCCACUCCUGGUUAUGAGCCAUCCAGUCCAGCUACUGGUCACAGCUGGUCCUCUGCAUUCCCCAAGUGGAGCAACAAAGGUGCAGGUUCUGGGGUGGAGGGUUCAGCCCAGACACAUUGUUCCUCAGCCAGACCUCCAUACAGCUAUGGCAGCCUGGCCCAAACAUCGCCCACCACUUCUACCUAUCCCAAAUCCACUCCUCCAACUCUCUCACACUCUCCUAGCUCCCCCCAUCCUGCCUCUUAUGGCCACUACUCAUCUGGUUACUCCUCCUCUUCUCCUGCAGUGCCACAGAGAUCUGCAGACUGCAGUUUUGCAUAUGGAUCUGGACACAACAGCGGCAAGGCCACCACUGUUGGUCAAAUGGGUUAUUCUAGCUACCAGGCAGCAGUGAAGCGAGGCUAUAGUGGAUAUCCUGCAGCAGGUCAUUCCUCCAUGGUGCGGGGUGAGUCAACAGGACCCACAUCACCAGGAGGAGGGUACAUGUCUGUGGCCAAAAGUAACCCCUUCAGCUCCUCCUCCUCUCCAGAAGGUUACAAACAGUACAACUCCAAUCAGUGGAGCUUCAGACAAGGUUUUGGUGGCUGGUCAACAGACAGCUUUGGGCAUCAGUAUCACAGCUACAGUGAAUAUGGCUCCAAUGAGUCCAAAGACAUCUUGGAUAUUUCCAACUAUACCCCCCAGAAGGCCAAGAGACAGCCUUUUCCUGAAAGUCUAUCAGAAUCCUCUUCUGAUUCUUCACAUCUUGGAUCUGCAGCUGCUGGUAGUGGACCCAGCUCUACAGGUGGCACAUACAAGCAGAAUGAGGCUGCGUCUGUUAGUGGAGAGGGGGGUCAAUCAAGUCUGUCCAGCCUAGAGAAGUUGAUGAUGGAUUGGCACGAGAGUGCUUCGGGGCCCUCGUACAACUGGAGUCAAAAUGUCCUCUUCCAGGGUGGGGGAACCAGCAAACCUGGCCGCGGUCGCAGGAAACGGACUGAACCACAAUCAGAAAAAGAAGGGGGUUCAGCUUUACACUCUGAUUCUCCAUCCAGUCCCUCCCCGACGCCUACUCCUGGACCUAAGCGGGGAGGGGUUGGAGGACGGGGAAGAGGGUCUAGAGGAGGCAGAGGUGGUUUGUCUCCAUGUCAAAGAGAGCGGCCAUCAGGUGCCAAAGGCAGGGGCAAGGCUGCCUCUGCAUCCGGAGCGGGAGGAGCAGUGACUGCUGGAGGUCCAGAGGGGUCUGGGCUGUUCCAGGAGGGGCUGGACUAUUACAGUGGAGACAGUAGUAGCCUCUCUCCCCUGGCCACUCCCAAUCCUGCACCACCUUCCAGCUACCUCCAGGACCCCUGUGAGUACCCUUCCCCUUAUUCUGCCCACCCCUCCACACCGUCCUCUGAGGAGCGAUAUCCAGCCUUAUACCCUGGAGAGUCCUCCUCUUCCCUCUCACCCAGCGUCUCAUCUCCCCCUUACCCUCCCAAGCCCACCCCUCCUCCGCCCCAGUCUUACCACCCUGUACCCUCCAGGACCUUCUCCCCCUCAUGCUCUCCCUCACCCCGAGUAACACCCCACUGCGGCACUGCACUGAGUCCCUCGCACCGCCCCCCUCCAAAAGACCCACAGUUCUCGCAGUAUGACUCUCCCAGCUACUGCAGCUCCCCUUACUGGUACGGACAGACGUCGCACAGCAGCAGCCCCAGCCCGCACUCACACACCACACACACAAAUACAGCCGUGCACACACACAGCAACCCGCACACAAGUCCUCAUGGAAAUACACAUGGCAAUCCGCUCACUGGCCCAAAUGCGAACACACACAUGAACCCGAGUCCCCAUGACACACACCAUCACAAUACGCAGUCCCAUGCAAACCUGAGCUCACACACCAACACCCAUCCCACCUCACACCUCCAGAGCAAUCCCCUCUCCCACUCAAACCCUCACACCAACAAUCAACCCCACCACAACACACACACCAACCCCAACUCUCACCUCCCCUCCCAUACACACUCCAACCCCAGUACCAGCCUCCACUCAACACCUGUGCUUUAUGAGGAGUGCAGCCCUCCCUUGACCGUGCCCCCCCACAAGCGGGAUCUGACCCCCCAUGCUAUGAGCACAGGCCAUCGCCAGGGCGCCUUGCCUCACUCUCCAUACCCCAAACCUCCCCUGGACUCCUCGCCCCAUCAGGAGGACACUAGCGGCUUCUCCUUGUCCCAUCCAUCCUACCAGGGCAUGGGACACCGCUACCCCUCCCAGGCGGCUCAGGGAGGUGGGGUGCUGUGCCAGCUCCUGGACCCAACCAAUGAUGACAGCUUCAGUGUCACCAGCCUGUAACAGCAGGUGCAUUCAAUCCAAGCUUUUACAGAUUUGCAAACAUUUUUUUUUUGGUAAGGAG